AAGAUGGUGGAAAUCUUCCAUACCUUUGUAGUUUUUUUGGAAGAAAAUCUUCCACUACUCUGGGGUGGCCUUCGACCGAAAUUUCCCUCCCUUCUUUUCAGUCCCUGUCGAGUACUCCGCUCGAAAGCCCCGCUCGGUUGCCACAACCGAGGCUGAGGGGAUCGUGGAAGAUCCUCCGCAAACCAUCCGAAACACGGUUUCCCAAAUACGUGUUAGCUGUGGCUUUUGUUGCUUUAGGGGUCAGCGCUAUUCUUUUGCCAAGUCUACGGGGGAUUAGGAAUCCCAUCAUGCAUCACAUGAAGACACUUUAUAAGAAUGAUGCUGCCUUGCAGUUUUACUGUGCAUGAGACACGUUGGUGGUGCCAUUCAGCAACAUAUGUUUGAUAACUUUGAUACGAAUUCGGAGCCUAGGCAUCAUUGGAGAUUGGCAGCGGUUUGCACAGAAACCCGGAAAACAGUUUUUGGGGUCCUUGUCAUCCGGCAUGGUGGAAGAAAGCUGGCUAUGGAUGUGGAAAAUAAUCCAAAGACCUUGACCGCGCACGGAAGCAUCCAUGGAAAGCAAGCCAAGGCCUUUCUUGACCGAGUCCAAAUCAAACGUGCGGAUAUCAUAGCUUUGGGCUUAGAAUAUUAUCCAUGGAUAUACCAGCAUCGCAGCAUCCAAAUCCUUCGAUUCUAGAUCGAUGUUCCAUUUUAGGUUGCCUUGGGCUUAAUCAAUCCAUGCAUCCUUGAGCACUCCAACCGCAAGGCAGGACUUGCGGGACCAGCAGCACAAGGCUGGCAUGGAUAGAAAAGAGUUGCCAUUUUCGCUUCUCUGUCUGGUUUCGCUGCUCUCUCCUAUCUUCCUCCUCUCAGCAUCCGACUCAGCAGCCGCACCAACCCCGCCACCGUCACUGCCACCAGGGCCUUCGCCGAAUCAAUCCGAAGCGGCAGCUCUCCUCAGAUGGAAAAAAAGCCUUAAGAGACCAUACCAUAACCUCACCUAUCUGAACACAUGGAUGCCACCAUCGAGUGCUGAUUCUUCUAGUCUUAGUUCCAGAAAAGUACCAUUAAGCCCAUGCAGUUGGGAGGGUUUAAGUUGCAACUCUGCUGGAAGUGUGACCAAGAUAGACCUUCGCGGCAUGGGACUGCGAGGAACACUUGAUGAAUUGAGCUUGCCAUCCUUUCCGAGCCUCGCUCAUCUUGAUCUCGGCGGCAACUUCUUGGAGGGCGUACUUCCAAGCCUGAGCUUCUCCUCUCUCACAAGCCUUGUUUACCUCGACCUCGGUGGUAACAGCUUCUACGGCACACUGGAUAACUUGAACUCCUUCUCUCCGGGCCUCGGUUAUCUUGACGUCAGUCGCAAUGGCCUGCAUGGGAGCUUUCCUUCAAAUAUCAGCGAGACUCUUCCCCAGCUAACGUACCUUGAUGUUUCUGGGAAUCAUCUUUCAGGUACGUUACCUCCCGAGAUCGGCAACUGGACUAAUCUCACUUCGCUUCGACUCAGCUCCAACAAUUUUUUUGGAGGAAUUCCUCCGGAGAUCGGCAAGCUUGCAAGCCUUGAGUCCCUGUCCUUGCGUGAUAACCAGCUGAAUGGCUCGAUCCCGGAAGAGAUUGGAGGCCUCGUGAAUCUGUCGGUGCUAGAACUGUCGAACAAUUUGUUGUCCGGAGUCAUCCCUCGUUCUAUUGGCACUUUGGGCAACUUGGAAGUUCUGUUGCUCCAUGGCAAUUCAAUCUCCGGUUCAAUUCCUCAGGAGAUUGGAGGCCUCGUGAAUCUGUUCGUGCUACAACUGUCGAACAAUCGGUUGUCCGGUUCGAUUCCUCAGGAAAUUGGAGGCCUCGUGAAUCUGUCCAUGCUACAACUGUCAAACAAUUUGUUGUCCGGUUCAAUUCCUCAGGAAAUUGGACAUUUAGGGAACCUGCGUAUUCUACAACUCGACAGUAAUUCCCUCAGUGGUUUCCUCCCAGAACCUGAAAUAGGAAACCUGACAAGUCUUGUUCACCUUAAUGCAUCCCAUAAUUCUCUCUGGGGUAACAUGCCAACAUCGUUGAGUAACCUGAGCAGUCUUUACAAUUUAAGCCUUGAUGGGAACAGACUCAGCGGUCCAAUCCCCCUAGAAAUUGGGAGGCUGUUUAGUGUGCGUCUCCUAAGUCUGUCGCAUAACUCUUUGAUAGGUCCCCUUCCUUCCUCACUCGGUAACUUUUCUCAGCUGGAGAGUUUAUACCUCGAUGGAAAUCAAAUUUCCGGUCCAAUCCCGCAAGAAAUUGGAGAAAUUCAACGUGUUUCCAUUUUAGAUCUGUCGAGUAACCGAUUGACCGGUCCAAUUCCUCGGUCUUUGAGUAAACUAGUCCUUCUCCAACGUCUUUGCCUCAAUAGAAAUAGACUUCAUGGGUCGAUCCCUCCGGAGCUAGGAGAGUUGAAGUCCCUUGUUAUCCUCCAGUUAUCCAUGAACAAUCUUAGCGGGCUCAUACCACCACAGCUGGGGAACUACUCGCAACUGCGGACACUGGACCUCAGCAAGAAUGAUUUGAGUGGGGAGAUACCUGAAAGCCUUCUGAACUCAAAAAACUUGUCGUGCUUGGACCUCUCCCGCAACAAGCUCACAGGUCUUGUCAACAUUACUCCCGACGUCAUGGACCACCUCAACGCCAUCAACCUAUCAUACAACCAUCUGAACGUAGCUCUUCCUUACGACGACGCAUUCUCAUGCGAGGAUUUCAUCGGGAACAUAGGUUUUGAAGAAGGGUGUCGAGCACCUCCGGGAACUUCUAGAGAAGGGCAAAGUCAGGCAGAGAGGUCGAAAGCUGCGAUCUUUGUUGUACUUCUUCUUUCGCUGUUGCUUCUGCUGUCCUUUCUGGCGAUCCUUCUGGUUAAGUUCCCGAAAGAUUCAUCAUCUCGUGGAGGAGUGGAAAGAAGGAGAGAGACACAGCUAGCGAGAAGGAACGAGGCAGAUCGGUUUUCGAUAUGGAAUUACGAUGGGAGGCUUGUGUUCGAAGACAUCAUCGAAGCAACGGAGAACUUUGAUGACAUAUACUGCAUCGGGGUGGGAGGAAAUGGAAGCGUCUAUGAAGCAGAGCUGCCCACAGGCCAAGUGGUGGCUGUCAAGAAAUUUCACUUAUCCGAGAGCGGAGAGCUGCUUGACGAGGCAAGCUCCAGGAAUGAGAUACGGACUUUAACUAGAAUUCGGCACCGCAACAUUGUGAAGCUUUAUGGGUUCUGUUUGCACGCUCGAUGCCAGUUCCUGGUCUACGAGUACAUGGAAAGGGGGAGUUUAGCCAGCCUCCUUGCAGAUGAUCGAACAGCUGUGGAAUUUGAUUGGGUUCGCAGGGUGAAUGCAAUAAAAGGCGUAGCAGAUGCCUUAUCUUACAUGCACCACGAUAUUGCUCCGGCGAUGGUACACAGAGACAUUUCGAGUAAAAACAUUCUGUUCGAUUCGGAGUUCAAAGCAUGCAUCUCUGACUUUGGCACGGCAAGAAUCUUGAAGCCGGAUUCUUCAAUUUGGACCGCACUUAUGGGAACAUGUGGAUAUAUUGCUCCAGACCUUGCUUACACAAUGAAGGUGACGGAGAAAUGUGACGUCUAUAGCUUUGGGGUGGUGGCACUAGAAGUGAUAAUGGGAGCACAUCCUGGAGGACUGAUCUUGUCUUUGUUCACACGCAUAGGCCGAAAUACACUGCUAAAAGAUGUGUUGGACCGACGUCUCCCAACGCCCAUCGGUGAGGUGGAGAAGGAGAUGGUCUCUGCAGCGAUGCUAGCACUUGCAUGUAUACAAGCCGAUCCAAAAUCAAGGCCGACCAUGAGGUGCGUAUCUCAAGAGUUAUCAGCAUGCAGGCUAUCUUUUCGAGAGCUUAAUGCAGUGACCUUGGGCGAGCUCAUGAAUCUUAGAUUGUAGUUUUCCAGAUAACAUGGUUGCAGGAAACUACAUGUUUUUUAUUUUUAUUUUUUUUUAUGGUAAAGAGAAGCAAGAUGCCACCCUGGAGGAAACUACAUAGAAAUAUGCAAACUAGUUCUCUAGUUAAACUGAUAAUAAUAGUCAGAGGUAUUGUAAAUAAUUGUUCUUCGGUGUAACAAACUGAUGGCUUGAUGUAUCAGACAGCAACAUGCAACA
Phoenix dactylifera (date palm) is the source of this 4085-nucleotide messenger RNA. RefSeq lists its product as uncharacterized. The record is from RefSeq and is a predicted model, not a curated record. NCBI's taxonomy places the organism in Eukaryota, Viridiplantae, Streptophyta, Magnoliopsida, Arecales, Arecaceae. Gene Ontology annotation, molecular function: ATP binding; protein kinase activity; protein binding. Gene Ontology annotation, biological process: protein phosphorylation.